AUGUCUGAAGUUGGAUUGGAUGACGAACAACACAACCCUAUUAGAUAUAACCUUGGGAUUCCACAUGAGCAGAGCAAGAUAGUAACUCCUAACCAGACACCUCACCAGCUACAAUGGCAACCACCAAACAUUGAGCAAGUUGUAAACAAUGACCUUUCUCAGCAUCCAACUUCAAUGAAUGUUGUAUCACUUACUCCGAGCAUGACAGUUGAAGAGACACAAACACAGCCAUGCAACAAAACAAAGACACUAAAGAGGAAGAGGAUACAAAAUGAUACACAAAUUUUGACACCUAGUGCAUCGAUUGAUCAAAUAGAAGUUGGCAUUUUAUUCAAAGACAAAGAUACCGUGAAAAAGUGCAUGAAUAACAUUGCAAUUACUCAUUAUCAACAGUACAAGGUAGAAAAGUCAUGCACACAAUGGUAUUACAUCAGAUGUGUUGACCCAACCUGCAUUUGGCGUUUCCACAAUUCAAGGUUCAGAGGAUCAGAACUUUUCAAAGUAGUUAACUUUGAAAAGAGACAUAGUUGUUCAAUAAAUUUCAUCACCUCUGACAUGAGGAAUGCAACUUCAAAAGUCAUAGCGGAAUACAUUACAUACCUAGUACGCCAUACACUACAAGAGAUAACACCCAAAUUUGUCAUUGAAGAAAUGAGAAGCAAAUAUGGCUUGCACAUUGGUUACCACAAAGCAUGGCGUUCCCUCCAACACGCUUAUAAUGUCAUAAGAGGAAGCCCAGAAAAUAACUACACACUUCUACCGCAAUAUCUUCACAUGAUGAAAUUAAGAAAUCUUGGAACAAUUGCUAACAUCAAAUGGACCGCUGACAAUAAGUUUCAGUAUGUUUUUUUCGCGUACAGAGCAUCAAUUGAGGGUUGGAAACACUGCAGACCAGUAAUGAUGGUGGAUUCAGCCUUCUUAAAAUCAAAAUACCGCGGUGUGCUCAUGAUAGCAGUAGCAAAAGAUGGAAACAACAGCAUAUUUCCUCUCGCAUUUGGUAUUGCAGACUUUGAGAAUAAUGAAUCCCAUAGGUGGUUCUUCAGACACGUGAAAAAGGUGUUUGGCACGCGCAAAGACCUAUCAAUUCUUUCCGAUCGCCACUCAUCAAUUGCAACUGCAAUCAAAGAACUGUAUCCAGAUACCCAGCAUGGAAUAUGCAUCUACCACAUGGAGAAGAACUUGCAGAAAUAUUUCCUAUCCGAAACGAUCCUAUCCCUGUUCUACAAUGCAGCAACUACCUACAAACAGGCAGAGUUUCGUACCUAUAUGUCACAGAUGCAACAAAUCGACCCAAAAGCUGCAGAAUACAUAGAAGAAGAACCACCGGAAAUAUGGGCACGUUCAUUCCACACCAACAGGCGUUACAACAUGCUCACAACAAACAAUAGAAAAUUGGACGUAACAGGACCGUCCCAUGACCUGACAUGUUGGGUUGAAAAGAUUCUACUUGAAAAGAUAACUAGAGGCUUCACAAUGAAAGUAGAAAACAAAACUCCCGUCAAAUUUGUUGUGAAAGAUGAAGGAUAUCAAUACAAUGUAGACCUGAAGAAUAUGACUUGUGAGUGCUUGGAGUUUCAAACUGACGAGUUACCGUGCACACAUGCCAUGGCAGUUAUAGACAAAAGAAGUUUGUCAAAAUCGACAUACUGUGCGGACUAG
This is a messenger RNA of Lycium barbarum (goji berry), 1659 nucleotides long. RefSeq lists its product as uncharacterized. The coding region runs from base 1 to 1659 and encodes 552 amino acids. The record is from RefSeq and is a predicted model, not a curated record. NCBI's taxonomy places the organism in Eukaryota, Viridiplantae, Streptophyta, Magnoliopsida, Solanales, Solanaceae. The transcript is spliced from 3 exons. Gene Ontology annotation, molecular function: zinc ion binding.